AUGGUUUUCCACCCCAAUGAUGCUCAAAUUUUAGAUCUCUUGAUAAAAAAAAUCAAGAACGAGAAGCUGCCUCGCAAUCUGGUUAAACUGGGUAAUAUAUACGAGAUCGACCCAGAGAAACUUGCAGAUAAUUAUGGGAAGUUUUCGACUGAAAUUUGGUACUUGUUUACAUUAAGAGAUAGAAAGUACCAAAAUGAGAAUAUAAAUGUUUCUACAGUUGAUGGAUAUUGGCAAGUAAAAGGAGAUGAUGUAAAUGUGGAAUAUAAUGGGGAAACCGUUGGAUUUCAUAAGAUUUUUCAAUUCUACAAGGGAAAACCUGGUAGCAGUAAAAAGACCUCUUGGAUUAUGUAUGAAUUUAGAGCGAUUGAUCCUCUGCCACCGCAAUACAAUGUUGAAGGUCGAACCAAGUUGGACGAUUGGGUUUUGUGUAGGAUCUGGAACAAUAAGAGAGGCUAUUAUUAUGAGAACGAUGAUAUCUAUACAUCAACUGGAAUGCGAAAAACAUACUGGAGCUCUCCAAGAACGUCCUACAACUCGCGGAAGAGGAAACUGACUAGCACAUGA
Molecule: messenger RNA, 564 nt
Organism: Olea europaea var. sylvestris
Lineage: Eukaryota; Viridiplantae; Streptophyta; Magnoliopsida; Lamiales; Oleaceae
Product: NAC domain-containing protein 68-like
Exons: 1
Coding region: 1-564 (187 amino acids)
Biological process (GO): regulation of DNA-templated transcription
Molecular function (GO): DNA binding
Source: RefSeq, a predicted model, not a curated record